AAAGAAGAAUAGAAUAAUAGAAAAAACACAUGGCUAAACCAAAGUAUAUUCUUCUUGUAAGACAUGGAGAAUCAGAAGGAAAUUGUGACAAAUCUGUCAAUAGAUUUACACCAAAUCAUAAGGUUCCAUUAACUCAAAGAGGUCAUGAACAAGCAGAACAAGCAGGACAAGUUCUAAAGCAUUUUCUUGAACAAAAAUGCUUUGAAGGAAAUAAACGGUCAGUUCUUUUCUAUACCUCUCCAUAUCUUCGAGCACGAGAAACCUGUCGAGAUAUAAUAUCAGGAAUAGAAGAUGUAGAAGGAAUAUCACAUUCUACGUUAGAAGAGCCUAGACUAAGAGAACAAGAUUUUGGGAACUUCCAAAGUACUCCAGAAGAAAUGGAGGAGAUUUGGCAAGAAAGAGCACAUUAUGGACAUUUUUUUUAUAGAAUUCCUCAUGGGGAAAGUGCCGCUGAUGUGUAUGAUAGAGUAGCACUGUUCAAUGAAACUUUAUAUAGACAGUUCCAACAAGAUGACUUCCCCAACGUGUUGGUUCUUGUUACCCAUGGGAUUUGGGCAAGAGUGUUUUUGAUGAAAUGGUUUAGAUGGAGUUAUGAGGAAUUUGAACUGUUGAGAAACAUUCCUCAUUGUCAAUAUUUAAUCAUGAAGAAAAUGGAUGAAACAAAUAAAUUUUGUCUUAAGACACCUUUAAUGACCUGGGAUGAUUUACCCGAUGAUGAGGUCGAUGAAGAGGUCACACGAGAGACCCGUGACGAAGUUUGUUUCAAUCUGAAGAACAAGUUGGCCAAUCCGCAAGAUAUGGACAUAGAUGGGAUUAUCCGAGCACAACAGGAUGUGAUUCGGAAUCAACGGAUCAAGGAUAAGUUGAUCAAAGAGCAAUUUGAAAAGGGAAGAAUAAAUCCGGGUAGGUUUGAAAUGGAAAACCAAAGUGCAGUUCAAAGUUUAGAGAAUGUUGGAGACAAUUGUCAUAUUGAUAGUAAUGGGAGAUAA
Molecule: messenger RNA, 989 nt
Organism: [Candida] anglica
Lineage: Eukaryota; Fungi; Ascomycota; Pichiomycetes; Serinales; Debaryomycetaceae
Source: the annotation of a GenBank genome assembly